AUGACCGGGACUAAAUUGUUUUUCGAUCCUGGUCCCGGUCCUAGUAAAAUUCUAUUUUUUGGUCCCGGUCCCGGUCGUGGUCCCGGUAAAAUUCUAUUUUUUGGUCCCGGUCCCGGUCCCGGUGGCCGGGACCGGGACCGGGACUGGGGCCGGGACUGGUCCCGCACAUGUCUAUAUAUGAGUGAUGUACUAAUUCUUGCUAGACAAAAAAUUUUUGACAAAAAACUU
This is a messenger RNA of Rotaria sp. Silwood1, 228 nucleotides long. The record is from the annotation of a GenBank genome assembly. Lineage: Eukaryota; Metazoa; Rotifera; Eurotatoria; Philodinida; Philodinidae.